GCUAAAAAAAUGACAGAGGACAAAGAGAGGCUGAUUGCAACCUCAGAAGUCAAGGUUUACAGAAGAAGAUGGUAUAUCCUAGCAGUGUUCUCUCUUCUGGCAUUGUACCAAUGUACUGUAUGGAACACAUGGGGACCAAUUGUCAACACGGUUGAGCUUGUUUUUCCAUCCUGGUCUGACUCAACUGUAUCACUAAUGGCAAACUGGGGACCCAUCUCCUUCUUAGUCUUCCUGCUUCCAACCCUGUAUAUUUCAGAGCUAAAUCUCAGACUUGCCAUAGUGUUAAGCAGUGGACUGGUCUUUUUCGGGUCAGGAGUUAGGUGUAUGUUUGUGCUCUUCCCCGGGUUAUCUGAACCUGUGUUUACAGGCCUUUGUCACUUGGGCGCUAUUUUAAACGGGAUUCCAGGCAUUGUUGUUACAUCAAUACCUCCUGCCAUUUCUGCAACUUGGUUUCCACCAGAGGAAAGAGUUACUGCAACAUCUAUCAGCCAGAUGUUAAACAACAUAGGGACAGCUGUUUCAUUUAUCAUGGCAACUGUGAUUGUGCCAGAAACACCAAGUAGUAGUUCUGGAAGUGAUGGUUCUAACUCUUCAUGUCAUACGCAGGGUGUGUCAAGCGAUUUGACUCUAACAGAUUUAGAAGUGAAUACUAUAAAGAAGGAUGUUGAACACUACCUAUUGAUUUUAAUGGUUCCAGCUGCGGUUAUCUUUAGCUUCUCCAUCAUUUAUUUUCCCUGUAAGCCACCACAACCUCCCAGUCUGAGUUCAACUCAUCAACGUCUAUCUUUUGUGUCCGGUGUGUGGGAACUGGUUAAAACACCGGCAGCUUGGAUAAUUGCAUUAGUCUGGGCUAUACCUCAGGCAAUCUGGAACAAUUGGUGUGCAAUGAUGGUCAUAAGUCUAACUAAGAUCGGAGAAGGAGAUGAAUGCCUGACAGAGAAGUGGGUCAAUAUACUUGGUAUUGUUGCAAUCCUUGUUGGAACAGUCAUUGCUAUUUUGGUUGGAAUGUUGACAGACAAAAUCAAGGGCUUCAUGAAAGUAACUAUUUUUGCUUUGCUAACAAUAGGCGGAAUACUGUUUACUCUUCUGUCUCUUGUCUCCAUUCAGGCCAUUGUUUUACCAACAAUGCAAUCACUAAAGAUCACUGUGUACUCCCUUCUCCUACUUGGGAACAGCAUGGUGGUCUCCACCUCCCCUCUCUGUAUGGAGUUUGCUGUGGAGAAACUAUAUCCAGUACCUGAGGGAAUCGUUGGUGGUUGGUUGAAUAUUUGGUACAACAUCAUCAGUGUUAUAUUCCUCUGCAUCUUCAAUAUUCCUGGAGUUGGUACUGAAUGGUUAAAUUAUGUUCUUCCUUUCUCUUGCUUUUCAGUUCUUCCACUUUUACUACUUGUUAAGGAGGAAUAUAGAAGAAGAGGUGUAGAUGAGGGUAUGGACGAGGUAGAUACUGGAAGACAAGAACCUGGAAUCCAAGUGAUCAGCACAGAAGCUCUCAGUCAAACAUUAAUUCUUUAAAGAACUCAGAUGUAUUAAGCAAUAGGACUAAAAUUAAGAAAGUCAGCAAGCAAAUCCUCUACAACAUAGUAUAAAAUGAAGAAGUUAAAUAUAUGUAACAGACAAAAUAUAUUGAUUCAAAGAUAAA
Molecule: messenger RNA, 1639 nt
Organism: Eurytemora carolleeae
Lineage: Eukaryota; Metazoa; Arthropoda; Copepoda; Calanoida; Temoridae
Product: disrupted in renal carcinoma protein 2 homolog
Exons: 13
Coding region: 10-1512 (500 amino acids)
Biological process (GO): transmembrane transport
Cellular component (GO): intracellular membrane-bounded organelle; membrane
Molecular function (GO): transmembrane transporter activity
Source: RefSeq, a predicted model, not a curated record